AUGAACAAAUUAUGGUCAAGACCUACAACGAAAACCAAAAAGAAUUCUUCAGCUAUUCAUGUAUAUCAUAAUCGUCAAUUUCCAUUGAAAGACAUCGUUGAUGUUCUAUAUCCACUUUUUGGUAAUGAUUAUCCAUAUAAUGAUUUACUUUAUCUGAUUGAUACAGCUCAUCAUAUCUUUUGUGCAUAUGAUGAAACCAAACAUCUUUGUGUUGGUUGUGCAUUAAUCAAAAGUGUUAAAACAGGAGGUCUUUAUUUAUCGUUAUUCGGCGUACGACAAUCAAGUCAACAUCGUGGUGUAGGUACACAAUUAUUAAAAAAAAUUAUACGUUGGGCAUAUCGAACAGGACAUAGUUUCAUUUAUUUACAUGUACAUGUUAUAAAUUAUAAAGCGAUUGGUUUAUAUGAAAAAGUUGGAUUUCGUACAGAUGACUAUUUACCUGGUUUCUACUCUGCUUCAUCAAAACCAAAACCUGAUGCAUUCCAAAUGGUUUUAUAUUUCCAAUAA
Rotaria sp. Silwood2 is the source of this 507-nucleotide messenger RNA. The record is from the annotation of a GenBank genome assembly. NCBI's taxonomy places the organism in Eukaryota, Metazoa, Rotifera, Eurotatoria, Philodinida, Philodinidae.